Messenger RNA from Penicillium expansum, 456 nucleotides. Its product is annotated as 60S ribosomal eL37 domain-containing protein. Gene Ontology annotation, biological process: translation. NCBI's taxonomy places the organism in Eukaryota, Fungi, Ascomycota, Eurotiomycetes, Eurotiales, Aspergillaceae. Gene Ontology annotation, molecular function: RNA binding; structural constituent of ribosome. The transcript has 5 exons. Bases 1 to 456 code for a protein of 151 amino acids. The record is from RefSeq and is a predicted model, not a curated record. Gene Ontology annotation, cellular component: cytosolic large ribosomal subunit; ribosome.
AUGAGGAGCACAAUCGCCAGAUCUUGGGCAAGUUUUGAGACGCUUAGCGACGACGACCCGACAACCAGCCCCUUCAACGGAAUUGCCAGUUCCAUAAUUCAAGAUGAGUACGUCCGAUGUCGAAACAUCGCACCGCGAUCCUCCGCACCGUCGAAUAACUUCAAACUAACAACCGCCACAGCUAAGGGUACCUCCAGCUUCGGAAAGCGCCACAACAAGACGCACACUCUGUGCCGUCGUUGUGGCAAGCGGUCUUUCCACAUCCAGAAGUCGACUUGUGCCAACUGCGGCUACCCUGCUGCCAAGACCCGCAAGUACAACUGGAGCGAGAAGGCUAAGCGCCGCAAGACCACCGGCUCCGGCCGCAUGCGCUCCCUGCGCGAUGUCCACCGCCGCUUCCUCAACGGCUUCCAGACCGGUACCCCCAAGGGUGCUCGUGGCCCCGUCACCAACUAG